Molecule: messenger RNA, 360 nt
Organism: Puccinia graminis f. sp. tritici CRL 75-36-700-3
Lineage: Eukaryota; Fungi; Basidiomycota; Pucciniomycetes; Pucciniales; Pucciniaceae
Exons: 1
Coding region: 1-360 (119 amino acids)
Source: RefSeq, a predicted model, not a curated record
AUGAUCACCACUGUCAUCUCAUCCUCUCCUCUCAGCACACCAGUCCAAUCCCCCUCCCUCCCCUCCCACUCCACCGGUUUCCUAACCAUGGCUUCCCCCCACACCCCUCCAGUUUCAUCCCCCCUAGCCCACUCCGGGCGAAGACCCGCUAACGCCAUUCGAUUUGGUGCCACCGGAUGCACCCCAAAACAAUGCAUCCUCAUCAACCUUUCAAUGGCACGUCAGGCCCCCUACCUCACUCGCAGUGCCUCCCACCAAUACCGCUUCACCUCCAAGGGAAUGAAGCUCUUUGCUGUCAAGGGCACUAACUUUCACAUUGAGGUCGUUUAUGAAGAGGCUGGCGACGACGACUCAAACUGA